AUGGCGAGUGCGGUUUUUUCCAUCAUCUUCGCCCUUCUUUUGUGGCCACCACGUCUGGUCCGUGGAUAUGCCUACGGGAACUUGAGUUGUUAUGAGUGUGAAAUGGCGAACAGGGAGAUCCGUAUGGCGCUUAUCCCUUGCAGUCAGCCGGAGAAAUGGGCCAUUGUGCACAACUGUGUGGCCUGCCUUAAGUUCACACAAGAUGAGACAAUUGAUUACCGAAAGCCCCGUUGGGAUAUGGAAGGAGAGAGCGCAGUUGGGAUGGCGCGAUUCUGUCUGCGCAAAUUCGAGCCUCGCUUCUCAGACGGCUGCUUCAACACUUACGGAAGUUCCUCGGAUCAAUCGCGCUGCUACUGCUCUAGCAAUCUUUGCAACCGAGCCAAGCAUCCGGUCUUUGUUCCGGCCAGUGGCCUGCUCCUCGGUUCAGUAACUCUUUUCGUCUCGCGACUGUGUGGCCAUCACUUCUGA
Molecule: messenger RNA, 468 nt
Organism: Protopolystoma xenopodis
Lineage: Eukaryota; Metazoa; Platyhelminthes; Monogenea; Polystomatidea; Polystomatidae
Source: the annotation of a GenBank genome assembly